Messenger RNA from Sebastes umbrosus (honeycomb rockfish), 4900 nucleotides. It is a transcript of the gene rspry1, whose product is annotated as ring finger and SPRY domain containing 1. Gene Ontology annotation, molecular function: ubiquitin-protein transferase activity; protein binding. NCBI's taxonomy places the organism in Eukaryota, Metazoa, Chordata, Actinopteri, Perciformes, Sebastidae. The transcript has 15 exons. The record is from RefSeq and is a predicted model, not a curated record. Gene Ontology annotation, cellular component: cytoplasm. The coding region runs from base 694 to 2475 and encodes 593 amino acids.
GCUACACUGCGCAUGCGUCAUACCCCACACCACAAGACCGUGACCUAGCCUCCUUUAAUAGGCCUUCAGCCACAGCUGAUGCUGGCCAACCCUUUAGCUGCGAACCGCUACGGAACUUAGCAACCAGCUAGCGGUGUAGCACCGUUACAAUGUGUGCGAGCUGUUAGCUGAAUGUGUGCCUGUGUUUAGAGUUCAGUAAAGGUGUGUUGAGGACUUUAGACGGGUCAUGUAAACGUGCUGCUACACUAAACCGGCGUUUAGUUGAGUAGUUCCCUCGUAGUUGAGUGCUGCUCCCGUUAGCUGACUAGUAGUGACAGUAGAGGAUCAGAGGAGUGUCACGUUAACCGGGGCUAACUGUUAGCUAGCUGGUUAGCUACAACACAACCUAGCUGGCUAGUUAGCUCUAUUGUUUUGUUAACUACUUUCAGUCUGGCUCGACUGCUGUUUUUUUCAAGUGGUAGCAACGUAACCACGCUAGCAGCCCUGGAUGAAAGCUGGACCUGAGCCUUGGGCUGUCUAUGAUGUUCAGAGCUUUUUCCUUGCAUCACCAGACCCCUUCUGGUCUAUUUAACUAGACAUUGUUACUCUCAAAACCAAUCCCACAUCUCUGCUUGGCAACAGUAUGAUCAUUCACGCUGACCCCACCCAGCCCACUGGGACAAGAAUACCCCGAAACCAAGCUCUCCAAAUGAUAUGAUAGUAGCCACCUGGAUCACUUUUUGUGCUUGCAGGAGCCUUGCACGGGUUCUGCUCUUCCUUUCCUCCUCAAACUCCCUUCCUCCAUUCUGGGAGACCUUUGCCAGUGUGGUCUCUGGCACUGGAACCAUGGGUAACAGCUGUGUGUGCCGGGAGGAUAGUGACUUGGAGGAUCACCACCAUGGGACGUCGAGGGCAACCCGAGGACAAGCUAGGCGGGUGGAUCACGGUACAGGAGGUGUAGGUGUUGAUGCCGGAGAGGCGCGGAGCAGUCGACCCAGGGACCCAGUCAGGCCGCCACGCCGAGGGCGAGGGCCCCAUGAGCCAAGACGAAAGAAGCAGAAUGUGGAUGGCCUGGUGCUGGACACAUUGGCUGUCAUCAGGACACUAGUGGACAAUGACCAAGAGCCCCCUUACUCCAUGAUCACUUUGCACGAGAUGGCAGAGACGGAUGACGGUUGGCUGGAGGUUGUCCAGUCUCUGAUUCGAGUGAUCCCAUUGGACGAUCCGCUUGGCCCUGCAGUGAUAACCCUUCUAUUGGAUGAGUGUCCCCUGCCCACCAAGGAUGCUCUCCAGAAACUGUCUGACAUGUUGAGUCUGAGUUCGGCUGUAGCACGACAGGACGCUCUCAACCCUGCUAAACACAGAAACACCACAGCUGUCCUGGGAUGCCUGGCAGAGAAACUGGCUGGUCCGGCUAGUAUUGGAUUGUUGAGCCCUGGAACCCUUGAGUACCUCCUAGAGAGUCUGAGCUCUGAGGCCCACCCUACUGUCAUGCUGUUUGCUCUCAUCGCUUUGGAGAAGUUCUCCCAGACCAGUGAGAACAAACUGACGGUGUCUGAGUCGUGCAUCAGCAAUCGACUCGCUGUCCUGGAGUCGUGGGCAGAGCAUAUUGACUACCUGAAGAGGCAGGUUGGAUUCUGCUCACAGUGGAGCCUCGACAACCUGUUCCUAAAGGAGGGUCGUCAGUUCACCUACGAGAAGGUCAACCUCGCCAAUAUCAACGCCAUGCUCAACAGCAACGACGUCAGCGAGUACCUCAAGAUCUCCCCUACUGGACUAGAGGCACGAUGCGAUGCUUCGUCCUUUGAGAGCGUGCGUUGUACAUUCUGCGUGGAUUCCGGCGUUUGGUACUAUGAGGUGACGGUGAUUACAUCAGGCGUGAUGCAAAUCGGAUGGGCCACUAAGGACAGCAAGUUCCUCAACCAUGAGGGUUACGGGAUAGGAGACGACGAAUACUCAUGUGCGUAUGAUGGCUGCAGGCAGCUCAUCUGGUACAACGCUCGCAGUAAACCUCACUCUCACCCCUGCUGGAAGGAAGGAGAUGCCAUCGGCUUCCUGUUGGACCUCAGCAAGAAGCAGAUGAUCUUCUAUCUGAAUGGACAUCAGCUGCCGCCAGAGAAACAGGUCUUCUCCUCAGCCACGUCCGGUUUCUUUGCAGCAGCCAGCUUUAUGUCAUACCAGCAGUGCGAGUUUAACUUUGGGGCCAAGCCUUUCCGUCAUCCACCUUCUGUCAAGUUCAGCACCUUCAACGAUUUCGCUGCACUGCUGCCCAGUGAAAAGAUCAUCCUACCCAGACACCGGCGUCUGGCCUUACUAAAGCAGGUUAGCAUCAGAGACAACUGCUGCACGCUGUGUUGUGACGUCAUGGCUGACACGGAGCUGCGGCCCUGUGGACAUGGUGGUAUGUGUAUGGAGUGUGCCUUACAGUUAGAGACGUGUCCCCUGUGCCGCCAGGACAUCCAGACCCGCGUCAGACUCAUUGCACAUGUCUCCUGACAAACCUCCUGCCCCUUCUCCAGCAAGGAGAGACACACAAGCCCUACAGCCUCGUCCUCCUCAUCUAAUCCCCUCUCACCCAGCAGGGCUGAGAGGACGGUGCCACUGUGUUGUGAUGAUAAUAGAACUGUGACUUCUGGUAAGAGGAGGCGACGGUGGAGGGGCGGAGAAAAGAAAAAGAGGAGAUGAGAGGAGGGAAAUGUAAACCACAGCUGGAUCCCCAGGAGAUAUCUCCCAUUUACCUACAUUCUCCUCUUUUGUAUCCUUCUGACAACUCACUGCAGAAGCUGGGCCAGGAAUCGUCAACUUUCUACCAACAGUGUGUAUUUCAGACAGAAAGAGCAGAAGUGAGGAGCAGAAACAGUUUAACAAGAUUACAGACGGAACCAACCUCUCAUCUGCAAGCCCUUGCGUAGAGUUAUCAGACAUCCUCCCUAUGAUAUGAGGAUCCGGCUGUGCUUUCAGCCCAGAGGCUACUACUAUUUAAUCCCAUUAUUGUCAUGUACACGUCUGCAGAUCUGAAAGGGCUGGAUAGCAGAAAAGAACACGGCCUGUUUUACAGUAUUAAACCCGAGGUACAGAUACAUUUGAGGUGAAUCUCACUUUCAUGUUUUUGGGUAUAGACAUGGGAGUUAUGGUGUUCUCGAGGUAGCAUUUUCAUUCCCUUUUCUCAAGGUUAUACCAACCUCUAUCCUUUGGUCAGCUUCAUUGUCUGUACUGACUGAUCGCCCACUGGUAGGGUUUGCCAUUUGGAAAAAAGGACUCAUUGGGUAAAAUAUCAGAUUUUGUUCUUGAUGUCAGAAAGCUUUAAAGUUGCAGAAAUUAUUCCAAGAGUUGAGUUUUCGGAUUUGGUUUACAAAUGUUAAUAAUUCGCUGUGACGCCGCAGAGAACGUUAAUGACAAAAUUCUUGUUCUACAACCAGUAAAACCUACUUGAAUCUGUAUUAGAAGUUAAGCUCGGCUGACCCUGCUGCUUUUUGUGCUUUAUUGUCUUUGCUCAGAUGUUGAUAUUUCCUCAGUCUCAGUCAUGUAUGUAACAACCACAACAAAUACAUACUUGGAGAUUAGAAUUUACAGAAUUUUAAUCUGUAAAUUAAAUCAGAUGUUUCCUCCGCAGUUAUAAGUGCUUAUGUUUGAAGAGCCAGUGAGGGGGAAGUAUACAAUUGAAUUUCCACCGCCACCUUCUGAAUUAAUCUGGGAUUGCUUGAUUGGUGCUAACAAUUUAGCAACAACCUUGUAAUGCAGCUCCACCAUGAGUCAGGCUCAAUUGAGGGGCAGCAUAAGCAUAAUGUCUUAAUUUUUGUUUGUAAUGACAAACACAUGCGUCUGUAUUAAGACGACUAUUUCCAAUCCUCAAAGUGUGAUUUAAUUUUGUAUUAUAAAUGAUGGUGAACGCUGAUGUAGAAAGUUGAGAGGUACAACAGGUUUUGUUAUUGACAGUGUUGUAUUAGCCGAUAAGUAAAUUGCUUAAAACAAAUGUGAAAUGUUUAAGUGAAUCGUUUCCCCUCAAUAUCAGUUUACUAAAUAUCCCAGGGUCAUUUUUAAGAUGUUGUCAUUUUGGGUCUGAUUUGGCAGUGAAAUAUUUGACAUGAAUUAGCAAAGAAACUACCCACAACACAGUGACGUGACCUGAAGAGUGUGGGCUUCAUUACAGAAUAUAAUAUGUAUUUAUGUUUCACUUGCUACAAAUCACAGCAUACAGAUUUAUCUUGUCAAAACAAAUUUGUCAUAUUGGAAGCGUAUCUUCCAAUGUAUCUUUCAGACUGAGUAAAAUGUGGUUUCCCUUCUUGUGCUUUAUAUAACAUAUGGACAUCUCUCUGCUCUCAUUUAGCCAUUUCUCCAUCUUUCUCCCUCUGUCUUUAUAAGAACCUCAUGUUUUUUGUCUUUCUGUUUAUCCUUUACUUGAAGCAUCUCUGGGUUGAGUGACUGACAUUUGUAUUUCGGAAACAGGUGACGAAAUAUGAGAGAUUGUGAUUCAAGAUCAAUUCUUAUUGUACAAUAAUAAUUAAACAAAGUCAAUGACAUUUCAAAUUAUCACACUGAAUAUUUUUGAAUUUAUUUUGGUCAAAUUGUUUAUGAAAGAGUGACUACUCCACCAAUGCAUGAACAGGAUCUAUAAAAUUCAGACUAUACUGGAAAUAUUUCUAAAUGGUAACAUGCAUCUCUCAGUAGAACAAAAGACUGGUCUGGUCACUGUUUGCUAUCUUGUAUAUCCUGGAGCACCUUAUACUGUACAUGCAGGUGGGAGAAGUUAUACGUUUUGUCUCUACAGUUGGAGAUGAAGUUCAAGAUUGUAAAGACUAAGUUGUGGGUUGUAUUUAAAACAUCUAUAAAGGAAUUUUGCCUCAGAGUUCCCAAAGAUGUGAUUGAAGAAUUGUUGUUUCCUGGAUUGUGAUAUUUGUAAUAAAUGUAUGUUCAUGUGAUA